Messenger RNA from Pelobates fuscus (common spadefoot toad), 2405 nucleotides. RefSeq names its product signal recognition particle 68 (gene SRP68). Bases 47 to 1855 code for a protein of 602 amino acids. The record is from RefSeq and is a predicted model, not a curated record. Gene Ontology annotation, biological process: SRP-dependent cotranslational protein targeting to membrane. The transcript is spliced from 16 exons. Gene Ontology annotation, cellular component: signal recognition particle, endoplasmic reticulum targeting. NCBI's taxonomy places the organism in Eukaryota, Metazoa, Chordata, Amphibia, Anura, Pelobatidae. Gene Ontology annotation, molecular function: endoplasmic reticulum signal sequence receptor activity; signal recognition particle binding; 7S RNA binding.
ACGCUCACCUCUCGCUGGUGCCCAGGCUCCUUUGCUCUCUGGGAAGAUGGCGGCGGAGCGGCAGCCGGUAACUAACGCGGAGGAAAACAAGGAAAAUGAGCGGCCGACACAGGGGGGCAAGACUGGAGCCCUGGGAGACACCCUGGGACUGGAGAUCCUCCAAAUCAUUAAGGAGUCUCAACAGCAACAUGGGUUGCGCCAUGGGGACUUCCAGAGAUAUAGAGGGUACUGCUCUCGUCGACUGAGACGCCUGCGGAAAACGCUAAACUUUAAAAUGGGAAAUAGGCAUAAAUUUACAGGGAAGAAAAUUACUGUAGAGAUGCUGUCUGAUAACAGAUAUCUGCUGUUGGUCUUAAUGGAUGCUGAAAGGGCCUGGAGCUAUGCCAUGCAACUUAAAAUGGAGGCCAAUACAGAACCUCGCAAACGCUUUCACCUACUCUCUCGCUUACGGAAGGCUGUCAAAUAUGCUGAGGAGCUAGAACGUCUGUGUGAUAGUGAUCGUGUGGAUGCAAAAACUAAGCUGGAAGCUCAGGCGUACAUGGCCUACCUUAAUGGGAUGCUGCAGUUUGAGAACCAACAUUGGGAAGAUGCCAUGAAGGCAUUCAACAAGUGCAAGACCAUCUAUGAAAAGUUGGCAAGUGCAUUCACUGAUGAGCAGGCAGUGCUGUACAACCAAAGAGUAGAUGAAAUCUCUCCUAAUAUCCGUUACUGUGCCUACAACAUUGGGGAUAAAACUGCUAUGAACGAGUUAAUGCAAAUGAGACUUCGCACUGGAGGUACAGAGGGGCUUAUGGCGGAAAAGCUGGAGGCUCUUAUUUCCCAGACGAGAGCUAAGCAAGCUGCCACCAUGAGUGAAGUGGAAUGGCGAGGACGUACAGUACCAGUUAAAAUUGACAAAGUGCGAAUUUUCCUGCUCGGACUAGCGGACACUGAAGCUGCUAUUGCACAGGCUGAAGAUGAAGAGACUAAGGAGCGCCUGUUUGAAACUGUGCUGAGUGAGUGUAGAGAUGCCAUCCAAGGUGUACGAGAAGAACUCAAAUCAGAACAGAGGCAGAGGGAUGUUUUGCUGGAUGGGGAAACUGGCAAAGUGUCAAACAUACAGUUCCUUCACAGUUAUCUGUCACACAUCAAGCUUUCAACCGCCAUCCGUCGUAAUGAGAGUAUGGCCAGUGCUCUUCAGAAGGCUCUGCUUCGUCAGCCACAAGCUGAGGAAGACGGUAAAAGAGGUCCACGGCCUCAGGAUCUGAUCCGACUAUAUGACAUCAUCUUGCAGAAUCUGGCAGAGCUGACGCAGCUUCCCGGCCUGGAGGAUGAUCAGAGUUUCCAAAAAGAGAUUGCUCUGAAGACACUUGUUUACAAAGCAUACAGGUGUUUCUUCAUUGCUCAGUCCUACGUCUUGGUGAAGAAGUGGAGUGAAGCACUUGUCCUCUAUGAUCGGGUGCUGAAGUAUGCAAAGGAGGUUCGAAAUAAAGCAGGAGAUGGCAAAAAGAGCCUUAAGGAUCUGCCUGAUGUGCAGGAACUGAUAAUGCAGGUGAAUGCUGAGAAGUACUCUAUGCACGCGGCUGCCAUCCUGGACUCCAGUGAAGUGCCAGAGGACAUAUCUCCAUUGCAAGUGAAAGAGAGCAAGCCACUUUCUGAUCACCUGGACAAUUUCUUCCUGGACCCCAGCUUGGUUACCAAACACGCCAGCCUGGUGCGCUUCCCCCCAGACUUUCAGCCUAUUCCCUGCAAACCUCUCUUCUUUGACCUGGCCCUUAAUCAUGUGGCUCUGCCUUCUCUGGAGGACAAGCUGGAGCAGAAGUCCAAGAGUGGCUUGACUGGGUACAUCAAGGGUAUCUUUGGGUUCCGCAGUUAACGAGUUCAGCAAUCUCUGGGCCAAAGGAGAGUAAACUAUUUUCAGUUCAUGAGCUGAUCACUCCCAUCACCUGUCUUGCUCCUGGAGCCAGAGGUGCUUAUGAAAGCUGGAAAACUAGAAGUCAUUUUAUUUAUAGUAAUGUUGCAAUCGCCAUUGGGAUGCCUCAUAUGGUAUUGUCCACUUUCUUACCCAACGUGUACAAAAAUAUAUAGCAAAUAUAUAACAAAUAUGGAUAUAUUCCCAGCACUGCAAAGUGGAGCAAAUUUUAUUUAAUAUCCAUAAUAAAAUAGCUGGAUAUGUGAAUUUAUUUUAACCAUAACUAUUUUGCCCUCCUACUGUUCAUUGUGCCUAUAAAUGUAUGCACAAAGUGGGUCAUUUUUAUUUUAUUGUUUUGUAUUUUUUUCCCUACGAUACUUUGAGUAAUUAUUUCCUUCCCACCCAGUCUAAAGGCAAAGUCGUUUUUUUGUUUUGUUUUUUUGCUCCUGUUUUGGCGGGAUGUAUUUUUUUUAGAUUCAAAGUGAGGGUCAAUAAAAUGGCUAACUUCCAGAAA